Ambispora gerdemannii is the source of this 530-nucleotide messenger RNA. The record is from the annotation of a GenBank genome assembly. NCBI's taxonomy places the organism in Eukaryota, Fungi, Glomeromycota, Glomeromycetes, Archaeosporales, Ambisporaceae.
UAUGGCCAUCAAUCUCUAACGAGCCAUUAUCGGAAGGUUUAGAUGUAUCAUGUGAAGAAGAUUCUUGUGAAGACUCUGAAAAAUCUUUUCAUAAAAAACUUUCAAGUCCGAAAAAUACACCUGAAAUUAUUGUGGAUGAAUUAUUAAAUUUACUAAACAAACAACUUGAUUACGAAAGAAAUAUCUUGACUAUUGGCAGAUCGCUACAAUCAUAUUAUCAACAGAACACCCCAGAUUCUUUCGAUGCUUAUAAGUUUUAUACUUUUUUACACAAUUCUAAAGACAAAAUUCAAUAUUCGACACUCUUAGGAUUUUUAUAUUAUACUGGUUGUAUAAUAGAUAAAAAUUUAGAGUUUGCAGCAAAAUUUUUCAAAGACGCUCUAUUAUAUAUUCAUGGCGGGUUAUUUGGUCAUUCACAGGAAUUUGUUCUUGGGCGAAAAGAAGUAGCACAGCAGAUUGGUUGGAUUGCGUUGGCAGUGGCUAGUUUUACUUGUGGUUGGUUGGCAUUGUCAAGCAUUUUGGAUUUAUAA